Messenger RNA from Emiliania huxleyi CCMP1516, 972 nucleotides. RefSeq lists its product as hypothetical. The coding region runs from base 1 to 972 and encodes 323 amino acids. Gene Ontology annotation, biological process: microtubule-based process. The record is from RefSeq and is a predicted model, not a curated record. The transcript has a single exon. Gene Ontology annotation, cellular component: nucleus; cytoplasm. NCBI's taxonomy places the organism in Eukaryota, Haptophyta, Isochrysidales, Noelaerhabdaceae.
AUGUCAGGCACGCGUCACGCGGAAGUGAUGGAGGAAGGGGGUUUCACCAUUAUCUCCGGCCGCGGCUCUCGCCGGCGGCCAGCUCCGCCCAAGCGCGUGGCGAUGCAUGCGGCAGCGGCUCCGUCUGAGCCGCUGAGGAGAGAUGCCGCGGGCAGGGUGGCUGGCCUCAUGUCCUUGGGAGUGCGAGUGGAUGCGGCCGUCGACGAGCUCCGUGCCUCCGCGCUGGCGCGACGGCUGCGUGCCGUGCUUCGCGGCUUGGCACACCCAGCGUGUGAGCGACCGCCUGUCGAGGCCAUCAUCUGCCUCGGGCUGGGAAGCUUCGGCACGGCCACCGCGCCGCGCUACCAGGUGGCACUGGCGCUUCUGCUGCGAGAGGAGCUCCUGGGGGAGGCGGACGGACGGGCGGAACAUUGCACUGGCGGCGACGAGGCGGAGACGCCGUUCUGCGCGUUUGACCCGUGCUUCGACGAGCUAGAGAUUGCGUUCCUCCGCUCCCGGGGCUGCGCGGUGCUUACGCGCAACAGCGAGGGGCGCCACUCCUCCCCGGCGCCCGGUGGCGGCUCGGUCCUCUUCUUCAUGCCUCACUGCGGGAGAGCGCUCUACUCGAACCUCGUCCAGCACAACUGGCGGCCCGCCUCCCUCGCCUCGAUGCUCGUCCUCGGCAACUCGUUCGCCGCGCUGAGCGGAGACCCUGGCGCCGAACGCGCCGCCGCUUGGAGCCCCCUCUUCCGUGCGCUGCCUCUCGCAUCAGAGUCGCCGAUUGGCGUGCCCGCCGGUUCGGCAGCAACGAGCCGCGGCGGCGGCAGCGGCGAACCGCUCUUCGCAAACGCCUUCAACAACACCUCGCUGCACGCCUUUGACGACGACGCGUUACGUGCGCUGCCAGAGGGCUGGUGGGAACGGUCGUUUGAGCCGCCGCCGCGCGACGGUGAGCGCCUCAUGAGCCUUGACAUUGUACCUGCGGAAGCGUAA